CACAAGUCGGACAAGGUCUUAUUGAAAUAAACGGAAACUUAAACAGAGAAAUUGAAAGAUUAAAUAAAGAUAUUGAAAGAAAAGAAAUUGACAACGAGAUAGGAGCAGAAGUGGCCAAAAAGGACGCAGAAAUUACUCUGCUGGCGCGACAAAUGGAAGAACUGCAAGAAGAAAACCGAAGAUUGCAAACAGAAAGAGGCGAAUUUGAAAUGUCUUUUCUGCGAGGGGCUGGUGAAGCAGUCGCAAGUAACGAGAGGAUAAAAUUCUUAGAAAGCGAACUGGAAAAAAGGGAUAACGAGAAUGAAAACUUAAAAAAAAUAAAUGAGAAACGGGCAAGAGAAAUAACCGAACUGAAAAAAGAAAAGGAAGAUUUAACCCACGCAUGGGAAACUGCCGAGGUCAAAUUAGUCGACCAAACCCAAAUUAUCAAUCGACUGGAAAAAGAAAAACAAGCCUUAGAAGUUGAAAAUAACGGGGCGAAGAUGUGA
Racocetra persica is the source of this 488-nucleotide messenger RNA. The record is from the annotation of a GenBank genome assembly. Lineage: Eukaryota; Fungi; Glomeromycota; Glomeromycetes; Diversisporales; Gigasporaceae.